UUCCUGGCUUCGCUCCAUCAGCCUCCGUUUGGCUGGGCGCUGUCCCUCUCCGCGGCGAUCUGGUUUCCCCGACGUGUUUUGUUUGCGACGCUGUCGUGUAACAGCGCGCUUUACGGCCGCGGGGACGGAGCGAGCCGGCGCCAGGGCCCCUCGGGCCGGGAAGAGAGGAAGGGGAGCGACGUUGAUGCCCGGCGGAGGGGAGAGCGCGGCGUCUGGCCGGCUUCUCACCGCCGCGGAGCAAAGAGGGUCCCGGGAAGCGGCAGGGUCGGCGUCCAGGAGCGGCUUCGGGGGCUCCGGCGGCGGCAGAGGCGGAGCAAGCGGCCCCGGGUCCGGGAGCAGAGGCCCGGGCGGCCCCGCGGGCAGGAUGAGCUUGACCCCGAAGGAGCUCUCGAGCCUGCUGAGUAUCAUAUCGGAGGAAGCGGGCGGCGGCAGCACCUUCGAGGGCCUGUCCACCGCUUUCCACCACUACUUCAGCAAGGCCGACCACUUCCGCCUGGGCUCGGUGCUCGUCAUGCUGCUCCAGCAGCCAGACCUGCUGCCCAGCGCGGCGCAGCGCCUCACGGCGCUCUACCUGCUCUGGGAGAUGUACCGCACCGAGCCGCUGGCCGCCAACCCCUUCGCCGCCAGCUUCGCGCACCUGCUCAACCCCGCGCCGCCCGCCCGCGGCGGCCAGGAGCCCGACCGCCCUCCGCUCUCAGGAUUUUUACCUCCUAUAACUCCACCAGAAAAGUUUUUUCUUUCCCAGCUGAUGCUGGCACCCCCACGGGAACUCUUCAAAAAGACGCCUCGCCAGAUUGCACUGAUGGAUGUUGGAAACAUGGGCCAGUCUGUGGACAUUAGUGGGCUUCAGUUAGCCUUGGCCGAACGCCAAUCUGAAUUGCCAACGCAAAGCAAAGCGAGCUUCCCCAGUAUUCUCAGUGACCCAGACCCGGAUUCUUCUAAUUCUGGAUUUGACAGCUCAGUUGCCUCUCAGAUCACAGAAGCUUUAGUCAGUGGACCAAAGCCACCUAUUGAAAGCCAUUUUCGACCCGAGUUUAUUCGUCCACCGCCUCCACUCCACAUUUGUGAGGAUGAACUGGCUUGGCUAAACCCCACGGAGCCUGACCACGCGAUCCAGUGGGAUAAAUCGAUGUGUGUUAAGAAUAGCACUGGUGUGGAGAUCAAGCGAAUAAUGGCCAAAGCCUUCAAAAGCCCCUUAUCCUCUCCCCAACAAACACAGCUCCUUGGUGAGUUGGAAAAAGACCCCAAACUUGUCUACCAUAUUGGCCUCACCCCAGCCAAACUUCCUGACCUUGUGGAAAACAACCCUUUAGUCGCUAUAGAAAUGUUGCUGAAAUUAAUGCAGUCAAGCCAGAUCACUGAGUAUUUCUCUGUCCUGGUCAAUAUGGACAUGUCUUUACAUUCAAUGGAAGUUGUAAAUCGACUAACUACAGCUGUUGAUCUACCUCCUGAAUUUAUUCACCUUUAUAUAUCAAAUUGCAUCUCUACUUGUGAACAGAUUAAGGAUAAAUAUAUGCAGAAUCGGUUGGUGCGUCUUGUGUGUGUGUUUCUCCAAUCCUUGAUCCGUAACAAAAUUAUUAAUGUACAGGAUUUGUUUAUAGAAGUGCAGGCAUUCUGUAUUGAAUUCAGUAGGAUACGAGAAGCUGCUGGUCUUUUCCGGUUGUUGAAGACAUUGGAUACUGGGGAAACACCUUCUGAGACCAAAAUGUCAAAAUAAUACCUCAUCAGAACCAUCCCAUCCAUUCACUGUUCAGCUGUACUGUGAUUUAGUUUUUACACCGUUAAAACCCUGAGUGGGUUGCUUGGUCUAAUGCAUAUAAACAGUACUUUAUCUACUUAAAGCAAAGUUUUGCUUUCUUGGAUGACUUUUUCCAUGAGAUGAAUUUUUUAUAAGAACUGGGGAAAACGUGUCUUUUAGUUAUCUUGCUGAUGACUAUCCAUAGGAGGAAUGGCUAUCCCAAAAAAAGUUCCGCAAAAAAGUAGAUGAGUUUUUUUUUUUAAGCACUAAAGAACAAAAUGCAUUUUUCAUUAAUACAGGCUUCUGAUGAACCAGGAAUCCUGUUUUCGUGAAGUUCCAAUGUUGAUGACAGUAAAUUCUUAAGCAUUUGUCCUAGAGGUGGAAGCAGCUGAAUGUUUCUGAACCAUCAAGAGGCAAACAGGAGUUUGGUUCUUUAACCUGCUUAUGCACACAGCUCUUAACGCCUCAUGAGGCACAUAGCUGUUAACUCCUGAUAAACCAAGGAUUUACUUAUAACUUUCUCCUUGUCAUGGAGGCUUAAUAGACAACAGAAUAAGUGCAUUUCUUGGGCCUCUUAUAAACUUGGGAACUCUUAGAAAGCUGCUUCUAUUACCAGGCUGUAAUAGCUGGUAUCGUUUUUUUUUUCUCUUAAGAUGUUCUGUUAAUAGUUUGAGACAGCCAUUUUUUUGUUUUAAGGAAAAAUAUCAGUCAGUGCUCUGGGAGGUAAUUUCCUGUGGGGUCUGCACCCUCCUGUCUGGGUGGUGGAUGUGGGUUUGAGAAGUAGGAGAGCAAGGUGGUACCGCGUGGGCUCUUAUCCUUUAUGUGAUUUUGGACAACAGUGCCUUCCAUUAAAGUUCUUUUUAUCAACUGUUA
Symphalangus syndactylus (siamang) is the source of this 2611-nucleotide messenger RNA. RefSeq names its product CCR4-NOT transcription complex subunit 11 (gene CNOT11). Lineage: Eukaryota; Metazoa; Chordata; Mammalia; Primates; Hylobatidae. The record is from RefSeq and is a predicted model, not a curated record. Gene Ontology annotation, cellular component: CCR4-NOT complex.